CAGUCAAGACGGAAGAGCUAUGCAGAUUCAAAACGCAAGGGGACAGAAUACGAAGUCGGAGACAGAGUUUAUCUUCGAGUAUCUCCACUUCGAGGAGUUAAGCGUUUUGGAGUUAAAGGAAAGCUAGUGCCACGUUUUGUGGGGCCAUACAAAGUUCUGGAACGCAUGGGAGAAGUAGCGUACAAGUUGGAAUUACCUGAGGGAUUGUCAGGAGUUCACGAUGUGUUCCAUGUUUCAAAGUUGAAGAAGUGCCACGCAGAGAUGGCUGAUAUACCACUGAGAGAUACUGUUCCACUGGAAGCGAUUCAGUUGAAAGAAGAUUUGACCUAUGAAGAGAAACCAGUUAAGAUUCUGGAUUAUGCCAGCCGAGUUACCCGCAGUAAGGUUAUCAAAUUUUGCAAAGUACAGUGGAGCCACCACACCGAGGAGGAAGCCACCUGGGAGCGAGAGGAAGAUCUGCUCAAGGACCACCCUCAC
This is a messenger RNA of Triticum aestivum (bread wheat), 477 nucleotides long. RefSeq lists its product as uncharacterized. The annotation marks the transcript as partial. The record is from RefSeq and is a predicted model, not a curated record. The transcript has a single exon. Lineage: Eukaryota; Viridiplantae; Streptophyta; Magnoliopsida; Poales; Poaceae.